AUGGAUAACUUCGAUGAAGACUUAGUAUUUUCUGAUAAUGAGACGAAGUUUGAAGAUAAUGAGAUUCAUGUAAGGAAGCAGAAUAGAAAGGGAAGGAAGUGGCUGACAACUGUAGAAAACAUUCCAGACUCAUUUGAUAUCACAAAGCUAAUGACUGCCCUUAAGAAGGAACUUUGCUGCAAUGGGACAAUUGUCACAGAUGCAUCCGGGAAGAGAGUUAUGCAGAUGCAAGGGGACCAUGGGAAGAAAAUCCAAGAAAAAUUGCAAGAAAUAUUCCCUGCUUAUAAGAUACUUUUCUUUGGGAAUUAG
Nematocida ausubeli is the source of this 309-nucleotide messenger RNA. RefSeq lists its product as uncharacterized. The transcript has a single exon. Gene Ontology annotation, biological process: translational initiation. The record is from RefSeq and is a predicted model, not a curated record. Gene Ontology annotation, molecular function: translation initiation factor activity; RNA binding. Bases 1 to 309 code for a protein of 102 amino acids. Lineage: Eukaryota; Fungi; Microsporidia.